Molecule: messenger RNA, 480 nt
Organism: Cercospora beticola
Lineage: Eukaryota; Fungi; Ascomycota; Dothideomycetes; Mycosphaerellales; Mycosphaerellaceae
Source: RefSeq, a predicted model, not a curated record
AUGACAACCCAACAAGAAACCCUAGAAGACUCCAACGACCUCUUCUCCAUCUCCGUCGACGCAGACGACUAUGCCGAAGCAGCAGCGGGCGAUGCUCCCAGCGUCGUCGACCGCACUUUCCAAUCCGAAGAAGAGUUUCAGAAACAAAAAGCGAGUUAUUCGGCGAAGGUGCACCAGGGGAACCUGCUGGAGGACUUAGUGAGUGUUGUGCCAGAGUUGGAGUUUAGAGGUCAAGACGCUCAGGGACAUGGGGAGAAAGUGAACUUGGGAAAGAAGGACGUUCAACUGUUGGGGUAUGUGGUGGGAGAGAUGUAUUAUGAUCGAAAGUAUGGGGAGAUCUUGGAGUUGUGUGGGAGAGUCAAAGAGGUUUGUGAGGUUGAGGGUGGGGAGAGGGAGAAGAGGAGGUUGGAGGAGAGUUUGCAGAGGUGGGAAGGGAGGUGUAGGGAGAGACUGGGGAGGGGAAAAGGUAAUGACUUAUGA